AAUUGCAUGAAGAGGGGACUCUGAUGCUGCCGUUUUCGAUUUUGACACCAGUUCCUCCACAUCUUCCGUCUGUCUUGCCAUAGAAGUCUGCAAAGGAUGUGUAUCUGUUAAGGAGGAAGAGUGUAUCUGCACCAUUGCCUUUUGCCUGGGGAUGCCAUGGUUGCCGUGCCCCACUCCAUAGCCUUCUGGCAGUGAUUAAGGAGCCGCUCCAAAAGGUGACUAUGGCAUUGCUGGGGAAGCCCUCGGACGGCCCGCCAAACAACUCCAGGCCAGACCAGUGGCAUUUGGUCUUCUCUCAAAAAGAUGAAGUUAUCACCAGCUUAAUAUCUGCCUUAGAUUCUAUGUGUUCAGCACUUUCUAAACUCAAUGCUGAGGUUGCCUGCAUUGCGGUCCACGAUGAAAAUACCUUUGUGGUUGGGACAGAAAAGGGGAGGCUCUUCAUGAACGCAAGGAAAGAGGUCCAGGCGGAUUUCAAGAAGUUCUGCAGAAUUCAACAGAGGAAAGAGCAAGAUCUGGACAGCCAGAGGAAGAUCAAGGACUUUGGCCGGACCAUUCCUCGAAUCUCCCCGGAUCAGGGAUCGGAUGUUUACCUCCUCAGGAAGAUGGUGGAAGAAGUUUUCGAUGUGCUUUAUAGUGAGGCCUUGGGGAAGAGCAGUGUGGUACCACUGCCAUAUGAGAAAUUCCUGAAAGAGCCAGGCUUGCUGGCGGUUGCUGGGUUGCCCGAUGGGCUCACCUUCAGGAAGCCCACUGAGUACGAUGUGAAGUCUCUGAUGGCCAUUUUAGAGCACAGUCACCACAUGCGCUUCAGGCUAAAAAGGCCGCCUGAGGACUCCGUCAGGGAGCCCAACCUUACUUCGGAGUUGAACUCUCCUACCCUGAUGUCAAAGGGGAGCCGAGAACCAGGCCUUAACAAUGUGCAUGCUAAGCUGGCCAACCAAGAUGCUCUUUCUGGGGUCACCGCCAACAGUUUCCUGUACGGCGUGCCACUUCCCACGCAGAUUGCCAUGGAAAUAAAGCAGGAGGGUCCCUCUGGUCGGCACGGGAUGAGCGCAGUCAGCGAGAUGCUAAGGUCUCGCUCAUCAGGAGAAGCGAAGGUGCCUUCGCCACAGGAGUUCGGUGACUGCUGUGGACAGAAAUCUAGCCUCCCGGGUGGUCCUCUCAUCCAAAAUGUCCAUUCCUCCAAACGCAUCCUAUUCUCCAUUGUCCAUGACAAAUCAGAUAAAUGGGACAGUUUUAUAAAAGAGACUGAAGAUAUCAACACCCUGAGGGAAUGUGUGCAAAUUCUGUUUAACAGCAGAUAUGCCGAAGCCUUGGGUCUAGAUCACAUGGUCCCUGUCCCGUACCGAAAAAUUGCUUGCGACCCAGAGGCAGUCGAAAUCAUUGGGAUUCCUGACAAAAUCCCCUUCAAAAGGCCAUGCACUUAUGGAGUCCCGAAGCUCAAGCGCAUAUUGGAGGAGAGGCACCACAUCCACUUUGUAAUUAAAAGGAUGUUUGAUGAAAGAAUUUUUACAGGAAGUAAAUUUACCAAAGAUUCAACAAAGAUUGAGCCAUCCAGCCCUUCUGGGGAAAUCUCUCCUGAACCGCACAGAAUGGCAUUUCUUGAUCUAGCAGGGACUUCACAGACGAAUCAUAGGUCUGAAAAGUGCACUGUCGCUGGGGACUCUGAACCAGGUACUUCAGGAGAACUGGGAGGCAUUAAACGCAUCAAAAUAGAACCAGAUGAAGUAGACAUCAUUCAGAUCACUGUUCCAGAUCGAUCGCCCCGUUCUGAUGAAAUGCGCGACGCGGUAGCCAAUCACGUGAAUCUGGAUGUGCGCGACAGGCUGGCAGGUGAUUGGUCACUCCUCCGCGGUUUGGUCCUCUCAAACGCCACAUCUGCCCAGCUGCGAGAGACCCUUGGAUGGACAGGCUUAAGCCUUUUGCACUUGAGAGAAUCCCAGCAUAAAAAGGACCAACAAAAACCUGCAAACGGGGAGAACCAGGUGGACAACAAAGAUGGCAUAGGUGAUGUUUUAAGUCAACUGAGGAAACAAGUUGAAAUUUUGUUCAAUGCAAGAUACGCUAAAGCCAUAGGAAUUUCUGAGCCGGUCAAAGUCCCGUAUUCCAAAUUCUUGAUGUAUCCAGAAGACCUCUUUGUCGUAGGCUUGCCAGACGGCAUCUUACUUCGGCGGCCAAACUGCUUUGGGAUUGCAAAGCUAAAAAAGAUUCUCCAGGCAAGCAGCAGCAUCCGGUUUGUCAUCAAGAGACCAGAACUUCUCGCAGAAGGAGUGAAGGAGACGGCUUCUGACAGCUCAGGAGUAACAGUUCAUGAGAGAGACUCCAGUGAACGUCUUGUGGAAGAACCUGUAAAAAGACCAGGAUUUCAAGAAAAUUAUGACACUCGCCUUUCAAGAAUAGAUAUUGCAAACACACUAAGGGAACAGGUUCAAGACCUAUUCAAUAAGAAGUAUGGCGAGGCUUUGGGCAUCAAAUACCCGGUCCAAGUGCCAUACAAACGCAUCAAAAGCAACCCAGGAUCAGUCAUCAUAGAAGGGCUGCCUCCGGGAAUCCCGUUUCGGAAACCUUGCACCUUCGGCUCCCAGAAUCUAGAGAGGAUACUAGCUGUGGCAGACAAGAUCAAGUUCACGGUAACAAGACCUUUCCAAGGACUCAUUCCUAAACCUGAUGACGACGAUGCCAAUAGGUUGGGCGAGAAGGUGAUUCUGCGAGAGCAAGUGAAAGAACUGUUCAAUGAAAAAUAUGGAGAGGCGUUGGGCCUGAACAGACCUGUCCUGGUGCCGUAUAAACUGAUCCGGGACAGCCCCGAGGCCAUAGAAGUAACUGGACUGCCGGACGACAUCCCGUUUCGAAAUCCCAACACCUAUGACAUCCACCGGCUGGAGAAGAUCCUCAAAGCCCGCGACCAUAUCCAGAUGGUGGUGACCAACCAGCUUCAGCCAUUUGCUGAUCUGGGCGCCGAAGCCAAACAACCAGAAAAUGACAGCACGGUUCCCAAACGGAAGCGGAAGAGGAUCUCCGAAGGGAAUUCCAUCUCUUCCUCCUCUUCUUCCUCUUCUUCCUCGUCUUCAAAUCUGGAGUCCACGUCGUCCGCCAAUCAGAUUUCACUCGUGCAGUGGCCCAUGUACAUGUUGGACUACGGCAGCCUCAACGUCCAGAUCCCGGGACCCAUGAAUUACUGAGACCUCCGCUUCUGAAUCCGAACCUCGGAACAAAACAAAACGAAAAGAAAAGAAAUCAUUGACAACCUGUAAUUUUUUUGUAUAAAGUGUAUAUUCCAAUAUGUAUUGAUGCCUUUUAGUUUUUCCAAUGAUUUUUACACUAUAUUCCUGCCGCCAGGGCCUUUUUGAAUAAUAAAAAGAAAGGAAGUGUUGCCUUGCUCUGAAAA
Sceloporus undulatus (fence lizard) is the source of this 3385-nucleotide messenger RNA. It is a transcript of the gene GTF2IRD1, whose product is annotated as GTF2I repeat domain containing 1. Gene Ontology annotation, molecular function: DNA-binding transcription factor activity. The coding region runs from base 222 to 3179 and encodes 985 amino acids. NCBI's taxonomy places the organism in Eukaryota, Metazoa, Chordata, Lepidosauria, Squamata, Phrynosomatidae. Gene Ontology annotation, biological process: transcription by RNA polymerase II. The record is from RefSeq and is a predicted model, not a curated record. The transcript is spliced from 29 exons. Gene Ontology annotation, cellular component: nucleus.